Messenger RNA from Amphimedon queenslandica, 2597 nucleotides. Its product is annotated as OTU domain-containing protein 7B-like. The coding region runs from base 11 to 2314 and encodes 767 amino acids. The record is from RefSeq and is a predicted model, not a curated record. NCBI's taxonomy places the organism in Eukaryota, Metazoa, Porifera, Demospongiae, Haplosclerida, Niphatidae. The transcript is spliced from 4 exons. Gene Ontology annotation, molecular function: cysteine-type deubiquitinase activity; K63-linked polyubiquitin modification-dependent protein binding; DNA binding. Gene Ontology annotation, cellular component: cytoplasm; nucleus. Gene Ontology annotation, biological process: protein deubiquitination involved in ubiquitin-dependent protein catabolic process.
AUCUUUAAUAAUGGAGGGGCGCGAGGGUCUUCUCUCUCAAUUUGUGGAAAAGACAAAUGCUGAUCCAUCCUUUGCUCAGGACCUGCUAGAGGCCACUGGCUGGGAUUUAGAGGCUGCAGUGAGUGCCUUUAAUGGACUUAGCGUUACUUCUGAGCCGCAGAACUAUCAAUUUGAGGAACCUGAUUUCACCUUGAGCGAAUACGAUGAGAUUCAAAUGGAAGAGGUCACUUCUGGCGGUGGCAAUGCUUCAUCUUCCGACUCCUCUAACUUAACCUCACCCGAGAAGAAACAAGUGAAGAAAAGAUCAACAAAGAAGAAGAAACCUACCAAAGGACUGGCUAGUGUCGCUGAUGAUGUUGGGAGUAUGUUCCUUAAUGUUGCUGUGUCUGAAGCUAAGCUUAGGGUUGGAGCUGAACAUAAAGAGCAAGUCUUUAAUGAGCAGUUCUUUAAGCAUUCCUUCCUUCAUCCUGACUUUUCAAGUGAACCGGAAGAUCUCCAGAAAUUUAUUGAUACUGACAUAAGAGAGAUGUCUCACAAACACACACUGGAAAAAUCCGGUCGUCUCAAUUGGUGGGCUAGUACAGGGAAGCUACCAACAUUAGAGCCAUUAGCAACCUCUGGUGAUGGUAACUGCCUUCUGCACGCUGCCUCACUCUACAUGUGGGGCCUACCAGAUCAGGACCUCAUUUUAAGGACUCAUCUCCACCGAAUGUUAACCGAUAGCAUUCAAAAGGAGGGGAUCCAUAGACGAUGGAAGUAUCUCACAGACUCGCGUAAUCAAGAGGCCGGAGGUCUGACCUUCUCCGACGAAGAGUGGGACUUUGAGUGGCACGAGAUACUGAGGAUCUGUACCAAUCAAACUAGGCGUCGCCCAACGACGGACUCACUGAGACGGUACAGUACCCUCCGCCCACACUACGAGAGUCUUGAAGAGGUUCAUGUAUUUGGUCUUUCGCAUGUUCUAAGACGUCCAAUCAUAAUAGUAGCUGAUGAGUACCUCAGGGAUAUGAAUGGGGAGCCUCUAGCUCCUAUAUACUUUGGUGGUAUCUAUCUCCCUCUGGAGUGGAGUCCUUCCUCUUGUUUCAAGUCCCCGCUGGUACUCGCUUACGAUUCCUCUCAUUUCUCGCCUCUCGUUGCUAAAAAGGAUCUCGAAAUUGCUCAGAAGCAAAAGAAGAACUCUCGUCUCCGUCACAUGCAGUCGAAACAAGACACUGUGAUGCCAUUAGUCGAUCCAAAUGGGUCACUCCUCCCCAUUCUCUUUGCCUAUGAUCCAAAGAAACCCUCAGACUACCCACAGAAAUGGAGCAACACAAAAUGCCCAGCUGGUGAGUUUCCGGAUCGAAUUGUAGCACUACUGGAAAGCUAUAUGGACAUACGGUGGAUCCAGCUACACAUUGGAGCAAAGUUUGGUAGUCAUAAUGAGUACCCUGACAAGGACAGUGUUACGAUCCCAGUCAAAGUACCCAAGGUACGAUUCCCAGCCUCUGUUGUAUCCACUAUUGGGGAACCAGAGUAUCAGGCUGUACUUGUUAGCAAGUAUCUUGAUGACGUUCGCAAGAGAUUUGAAGAAGACAAAAUAAAGCAAGAGAAGAUUGCAGCUAACCGAGCGAGACAAGAAGAAGAGAUGAGGAGGAUAGAGGCCAGCAGACCAGUCCCUUGUGAAGGGAAGGGCUGCACGCUAUACGGUACCCCAGCCACUGAUAACUUAUGCUCUCAGUGUUACUCUUUAUCUAAAAAGAAUGAAAGUCAAGGAGCCUAUGAGAGAAGUGUGUCUGUCCCAGCUGGCCAGUCAUCACAGUCCCUCUCUAAAGAGCCCACUCCUCCUCCACUCACUCAUUCAACAAGACCCCCUGAACUCAUUACCAGACAAAACUUGACCACUAAUGAUAACAACAGUCCUAAACAGUCUUCACCAGCUCAACGCCAUCGCUCUCCUCCUUCUACCCCUCCUCCUCCUCCUCCUCCUCAAAGUGCUUCUUCACAGCCACAGCCAGUCAGUCCUACGGCUCAGUUAUUUAAGCCAGUGCCCAGUUCACCUAAAACUGAUCAUCCUCCUCCUAAUGUCCGACCCAAUGUCUCUUACUCUAGUCCCACGAGGAAAGUCGAGAGUAAGAGUCCCAGCCACUCAUCGCGUGGAGGGUAUUCCAGGGAUCAUAUUAAACCGAUCACAUUAGAUGAGGGAGGAGGGAGUCCUUAUGUUCCAGGGUCUGAUAGGAGCAGGUGUAAGACGAUUGGUUGCGAGUUUUUUGGUAGGCCAGAGACGAAUGGAUUUUGCUCGGGUUGUUAUAAUCCAGGGAAGGAGACAUUAGUGUAAUUAAUAAUGUGCACGUGUUUCUAUUUAUGCACUAUUACACAAGUGUGCAAUCUUAUGUAUGUAUCAUGUAUAAUUUCAAUUAAUUUGUUUAUUUAUCAGGAUAGUUUGUUAUUUCUCAUUAUUUUUAAUUAAUGCUACAGUCACACAUGCUCUUAUCUUCUUGCCAUUAUCAUCUUCUAAGUUCUCACAGCUUAUAUACAAUGUAUGUCUUCCUAUAUUCCUUCUCUUCUAUUUUCUUUCAUCAGGGUAUUUUUGUGAUAGCGGAACAGUUUAUUAAUUUAAA